Molecule: messenger RNA, 348 nt
Organism: Heterobasidion irregulare TC 32-1
Lineage: Eukaryota; Fungi; Basidiomycota; Agaricomycetes; Russulales; Bondarzewiaceae
Exons: 3
Coding region: 1-348 (115 amino acids)
Source: RefSeq, a predicted model, not a curated record
AUGGCGACGUUCAACUUGUUAAUAACAGCAUUCAUCUUGAGUGAAAAUAGCAUUGGUAUCUUACCGCACGGCAAGUCUUAUCAAGGCCUAUCAACGCGUGGACGUUUUACUUCACGAUGUAUGAAUCUUUCACUCAGCUCACAAAUAAGUAUCACACAUUUUCAAAACACUAUCGACGGCGAAAGUCAUGAAUGCUCAGACAUGCGUUCUGAUCUAUGCGAUAGGACACCACGAGAGCUGCUUCUGUUCCUGUGGAUGCAUCAUGAUUGCUCGUCAUCGCCAAUGUCUGCAACUCGCGUUCAACUUGAUCCCCGACGCCUCGUGGUGGUCGCAUAUCCUAAGCUUUAG